Messenger RNA from Dermacentor andersoni, 8158 nucleotides. RefSeq lists its product as uncharacterized. Gene Ontology annotation, cellular component: extracellular region. Lineage: Eukaryota; Metazoa; Arthropoda; Arachnida; Ixodida; Ixodidae. Gene Ontology annotation, biological process: positive regulation of cell differentiation; cell adhesion. Gene Ontology annotation, molecular function: integrin binding; peptidase inhibitor activity. The record is from RefSeq and is a predicted model, not a curated record.
GAGAGGCCGCAGCGGCAGCAGCGGCAGCAACCGACGACCGGCCCUGUCUGUGUUGCGACGAGCGGUUCUGGAAGCCGCGGCGGCGUUGGAGGCAUUUGGCUGGUCUUCUGCAACCCGACGAAGCCAUACAGCUGCAAACCCAAGCGACGACCAACGGCGUGGCUGCUUUGUUUUGACGCUUGCACCCCCCAAAAAACCGCAUGCCCCUCGUGCCGACGAGGUGGUGUCAGGCGGACCGCGCGACUGGUCACUGACCAGUUGUAGAGCCUCCUGGAGUUGUCCCCGUCCUACCGGAAGGUCGCCAUCGCUUGAAGAGGCGCACAGGCGCGAAGCGCUGUGGAUCACUUCUGCCACCCGUCCCCUCAAAACGUCGUCUGCUCCGAACCGCAAGACGGCGCUUUCUUUUUUUCUUUAUUUUUCUCGAUGACCGUUUCUGGGCCGCUUCCGAGUGUGCGACGAGUCUUCCAUAGCGUCAGUGAGUGAACAAGGUUGAGACACGUUACGCGCACGCACGUGAUCUGUUUUCGUGUUCCUUCGAAUUUAGAGGUGGGUGUGUGUGCGCGCGUGUAUGGUGUCGGUGUGACGUGUGACUUCGAUCUCCAGCCUACACUUCGCGAAACCACCGUCGCUGCUUGCAUCGCCGUGUGGGGGCAGUAGAACCGUAGGAUUUUCGGAACUCUGGUUGCCUCGUGAUUCCGUCCGCGCUUCUCCAGUUGUUGCGGGCUGGUCGUGAAAACCUCGUUCUACCCUUUGUUUGUUUAUUUUGUUAUCGUACCUAUAUACCUAUUCUGUGAUAGCGACGUGAACCCUGCUUGCACGCCCACCCCCGUCACCCCCCCUUAGGCCUCAUCGGUCAUGGGGUCCACAGCGGGAUUCAAGCUCGCGGCCGCGGGACAACCGCGGUCUCGCUGGUUCUCGAUAGCUUCGGCGCUGGUGGUGUUGUCCAUCGCGUCCACGGACGCCUGGCCCGCCCUGGAUUCGACCACUCUGGAUUCCAACGGCAGUGACGCGGCUGACGCGGCGGUCGUCCGCGGUGCCACAGGUCUACCCCUGGUCUGUGCUUGCGGAGCGGACGUGGCCAAGUGUCCGGCCGGAAGGACGGCCAAGACUCCCAGUCGCUGUCCUCCGUGCGGUCUAGUGUGUGCCCGACAGACCGGGGAAGCCUGUUCGGUCGACGAACCAUGCGCCAAGGAUUUCGGCCUGUCCUGCGACCCCGUCUCCUUCACUUGCAAAGGCAAGCUGCUCAUCCAGAAGAUGGCGGUGACGCACAACUCGGUGUCGUUGCAGUGGAGGAUGCGACAGUACCCGACCCCGUACCCUGGCGUCUUCUACACACCUCGAUACGUCGGGUCUGACACACGGUGGACGAAUGCCGAGCCCAACGACCACUCCGUGAUGCUGAAGAACCUCAGGCCAAACACGGAAUACGUCGUCAGGAUCAUGCAGGACGGAACGCAAGAAAUGAUCGUUGUCCGCACGAAGGACAUGCCGACGCCCGCUGCCGCCAAGGUGCUGGUCACCCAGGUGACUCCCAGCAGCCUGGGACUGGCCUGGGACGACUUCAAGCUGCCCAGCUACGACUCCGGCUAUGUGGUUCAGCACAGGCUACUGACGGCCAACCGCGGAGACGCCCCCUGGGAGAGAGAACAGUUCGGCAACAUACCCCUGGCUACCCUGGACAACCUGAAGCCCCAGACUGGCUACCAGGUGCAGGUGUCUGUCUGGGACGACAAGGAAGCCGGCAAGCUCGGUGCCACCUCUGAGAUCCUCACUGUCUUCACGGCUGACGGCUGCGUCCGCUACAACCGCACGUACCGCGUGGGCGACGAGUUCACUGAGGGCUGCGACCUGCGAUGCGUCUGCCGGGGCAACGACGAAGGCGACUGCAAGGAGCGCUGCCAGGAGCCGUACGUGCGAGCGGGCGCCAUGGCCUCGGACCCGCUCUGCUACGAGAAGGCGCUGCCCGACGACCCCUGCUGCGUCAGCGUCCGGUGCGCGCACAGCAAGAACCACCCGCACCACGACCCCGCGCUGCGGACGUACAGCCAGAAAAGCGGCCACUGUCCCGAGAUCGUGGAGGACCAGAGCACGGACCCGGACUCGUGCUCGAACGAGUGCAACAGCGACUUCGAGUGCGCCGGCGUGCUCAAGUGCUGCCCGAGCUCCUGCGGUGGGGCCGUUUGCGUCGAGCCCUUCUCGGGCAAAGACCCGUGCGACAACGUGUUCUGCGGACCCAACGCGCUCUGCAUGCUGGAGAACGCUUCGCCCGUAUGCCGGUGUAGGAGCGGAUACAGCGGCGAUCCUAACAACGCAACCAUGGGAUGCUCACAAGGCGGCAACGGGGUAGUCCCCGCCGACACUUCAUCCGAGCCCGGCACCGGCGACGACGACCACUCGUCGACGCCGCCGCCAUCCCCUUCGGACACCUGCGUCUACAAGAACCGGACGUACCCCGUAAACGAGUACUUCUACGACGGCUGCGGGCUGAAGUGCCACUGCACCGACCAGACCGAGGUCGAGUGCCAACAACGGUGCCUGUUCGCGCUCGAGGAACCGCCCACGGGCAACCUCGACCCGGGCUGCGAGAUCCUCACGGACCCCAACGACCCGUGCUGCAAGAUCCUGGCCUGCGAAGCGUCGCCCAACGGAACCGUGGCGAUCCAGAACGUCACGGCGCCCGGACGGAGUUCGGAAGCAGCCGGAAAUGAGACCGGUUACGUCAAGAACGACGUCGAGGUGACCACUGCGACCGCGCUGCCAUCCGCGGCGACAAACGCCACUGUCGCUGGCGCCGACGAUGACCCUACGGCGACCACGGUCGUCUACGAGCAGGAGACGGUCACGGAGAAGAUGCUCGUGGACACCGGACGCACCACCAUUGUGAACGUGCUCGAGCCGGGAGACGCCAACGUCACGGAGAACCCGCUGGGAACCGCGAACGUCACCGCCGCGGGCAACAGCAUCGGAAGCGACGGGGCGUCCAACGCGUCUCGACAGGGCGGCUACCCCGGCAAGCUCCAUCGGUUCGACGGAUGCGAGUUCCGCGGCAAGGUGUACCAGGGCGGCGAGACCUUCUUCGACGGCUGCGAAGCCCGGUGUACGUGCAGCGGCAAGGGCCACCUGGCCUGCCUCCCUCGCUGCAACGUCAUCAGUGCCAGCGGUGGCGACACCUGCAAGGAGGUCGCCGACCCUAACGACGCCUGCUGCCGCGUUCUGGUGUGCAGCCCGCCCGGAGACACCCAGGCACCGUCUAGCGUAGAAGGCCUGAAGUUGCUUAUCGAGAUGGCUGAACCCGAGAAUGGCACCACCGUGAAGAUCCGUUGGACCAUGCUUCACGACAAUAGAACCACCCACAUGGCUGGCGACGCUAUGAUUCAGGUUUGGUACGCCGUGGUCACGAAGGACGGCGGUCCCGUCCAGUGGAUGAAGCACAAGUACAAGCUCAGCGACAUGCGGUCCGUGCCGACCACCUCGUCGUUCGAGAUCCGCCUGGGCGGCCUGCAGCCCGAGACCGAGUACUACCUGCGCCUGGUCAAGCCGCCCAGCGAGGACAGCGACGCCGAGCACGCCGCCGCGUCGAGCAACACGGUCAAGGUCAAGACCUUCGCCCCAGCGGUGCGAGCCUCGUUCAACGGGUGCGUUCACCGGAACCGCACGUACGAUCCCGGCAUGGUGUUCUACGACGGGUGCGACCACAAGUGCGUGUGCCACACCGAGGGGCUCGUCGAGUGCCAGGACAGGUGCGAGGUGUACGUGGACACCGUGGGCUACGAGGACUGCCAGUGGGCGCCGGCGCCCGACGACGCCUGCUGCAUGAUCCCGUACUGCGACGGAAAGCCGCCCGUGCCGAGAAAGCCCAGUGACCCGCAGCAGGACGUGUGCCUGGACGAGUCCGGCAAGCCGCACCGCUUGGGAGACGAGUGGGAGACCGGUCAGGGCUGCCUGCGUCGCGUGUGCACGUGCGUGCUUCUGGCCAACGGCUCGGCGCUCGCCGAGUGCGUCGGAGGCUGUCCGCCGCUGUCCGUUACCGUCCGGUCCGCCGACAAGGACUGCCCGCAACCCGUGGUCGUGACACCAGACGACCCGUGCCUCUGCCCUUACGUCAUGUGCAACGGUCCGCGAGGCGCGUCAGUACCGGCUCCUCCGCCAAAUACCGCCGUGGCCGCUCCCCAGCCUGGCCCGGCCAUGUGCAAGUACAACGGGCGGCUGUACAGCGUCAACGAGGAGUUCUACAACGGCUGUCUCGAGGUUUGCCACUGCGGCGCCAACCUCCGCGUCAACUGUGCCAUCAUCGAGUGUCCGCACCACUUCAACCAGCACUUCAGCGAGUGCCUGGAGUGGGACAUCGACCCGGCGUUCCAGCCGUCUCCGCCGAACUGCUGCCCACCGUCCAAGUGCAAGAAAGACGGCUCGUGCCUCUUCAACGGCGUCAAGUUCCGCAACUUCCAGCAGAUUCCGCAGGAGAUGCUCGACUGCGGCAAACGCUGCGUCUGCGUCAACGGCAACGUCUCGUGCGAAAACCGGUGCCCGCCGCUCAACAGCUCGCCGCCCCCGACGCUGCCGUGCCACCCGGCUCAGGCCUACCGCGGUCACCUGCCCGGAGACGAGUGCUGUACCCACUGGAUGUGCCGAGAACCCGAGAAGCCCGCGGUGCACUGCCUGUUCCACGGCGAGCGCUACAAGCUGCACGAGGAGUGGGAGAUGGUCAAGGGCUCCGUGCGCCGCCAGUGCUCGUGCAAGCUGCGCGCCACUGGCGUCGCCGAGGCCGAGUGCACGUCCUCGUGUCCGGCCAUCCCCGAGCGGUUCCAAAAGCCGAACCCGCAGUGCCCGCGGCCCGUGGUCGUCACGCCCAACGACCCCGGCGUGUGCCCCUACAUUGUGUGUAGCCCCACGCAGCCAGGCAAGGAACUGCAGAACGUCAGCGUCGUCGCCGUCAACUCGACCGCGAUACGGGUCCGCUUCACGCUGUCCAACAUCCUCAUCGGCCUCGUGGGGCACGCCGAGCUGCACUUCACCACGGACCCGCUCACGCCACGCGAGACCUGGAGCACGCAGAAGUUCGCUCGGCCCAAGAGGCUGUUCGACACGGCGAACAUCGAGUACUACCUGCCCGGCCUGCGUCCGGACACCACGUACUUCUUCCAGAUACAGAUCAUCAUCGACUCCCUCCAGUCCGGCCCGGAGAGCCAGGUCUUCAAGCUCACCAUGCCGCCCGAACCUACGACGACGACUACGGUGCCUCCGCUGCUGCUGCUGGACAUGAUGAUGGCCGUGAACAGCAUCGACCCGCACACGGCGAAGGUGUCCUGGAGGCCACUGGACAGCCGUGAGAAGAAGUACGUGGACGGCCUGCAGAUUCGCUACAAGAUGAACGGCCAGGAUCACGCGCCAUGGAAGACCACGCCCAUGAUCCACAGGGACCGGACGUCGUACCUGCUGCAGGACUUGGAGCCCAGCGCGUCGUACCUGAUCGAUAUGCAGUUCGCCGUGCCCGAGGGCCUCCCGACGCGCAUCGAGUCGUCGCAGCACGUGGAAAUGAGGACCGCUCCGGUGCCCAAAGACGAGUACCAGUUCGAGUUGAUCGUGAACGUGAAGAGGACGGAGCAGUACUCGGCUUCGCUCGUGCUGGACGGCAUACCGGAUCCCAUCACCAAGUACGUGCACGUGUUCAACGUCAUGUACAAGAGCGAGGCGGCCGCCGAGCACAUUCAGCGCUUCAUGGUCCUCAAGGAACCCAAGAUCUUGCUGGAGGACCUCAAGCCCGGACAGAGGUACAAGGUGUGGGUGGAUGCCUACCUGACCAACGGCAAGACGACGACGUCCAACAUUCUCGACUUCCACACCAAGCCGGGUCCACCGCCAACCACGACGACGACGUCGACCACGACGAGCACGACAACCGAGUCGAACGAGAUCGAAGACAGCAAAGCCGUGGCCCUACACAGCGUGCACCAGGACAACAGCACGGCCGAGGCGUACUACAUCGCCCUCAUCGUGGUCGCCAUAGUCGCCGCGGUGGCCGGACUCGCGUUCGCCGUCGUGCUGGUGCUGCUGCUGCGGAGGCAGUCCACGGCCAAGGCGCCCAUCACGCGGAACCCGUCCGAGUCCGCGUACGACAACCCUACUUACAAGACUUACGAUGGAGAGAAGCCCGAAGAGAAAAACGGAAAUGUGCAAGCAUGACUGCGCAACUAGAGAAAUAGUCUUCACGCUGAGCGUUAUUGUAAUAUAGCAUUAGUACAUAUAUAAAUAUAUAUAUAUACUAUAAUGUUCAUAAUUUCCCCCUGACACAUGAUUGUACAUACGAUGACAGCAAGAGUGACGUUAUAAGCAUUCUUGCUUUUUCCCGUGAAAAAGAAAAGAAAGCGCACAACUAACAAAAGGACUGUUGAUGUUGCUGGUGGGGUCGUAUUUUUUUAUAGGUAGGACGACAUCUCUUGGCAGUCUUUCGGACAGUACUGCGCUAACUGCAUGUGUGUGUACACAACCAGCCAACGUGGAAUGCGUCGAUAAGAGAUUAGAUAUAUUCAGAUUGAACGUGUGCUGACUUGCCGACAGUUUGACUGUUGUUGCCUGAGAUCGUGCCAACGGAGUGCCCGUAUGACGAGAUCCGUUAGGAUGGCAAUUUAGAGCAUCUAACGAUGUUUAGGAGAGUACCGAACCAGUUCUGUUUAGUCAUAGGCGAUAUUUUUUUUCCCCCUGGGACGCAUAUUUCUAAAUAUUUGCUUCGUACGUCUGAGCCCGUGUACCUUCCUAUAUACCAGUGCGUACAAAAGGUCAUGCUGAAGUGCAAAAGCUGACUGCUGCUUACAUAACACAUCAAACAUUGUUAGACGGCAGCUGUAUAGUUGCGUAUUAUUUUUUCUUAGUCUCCUUUUACGCCGACGUUGUGCGCCUGUAGGCUGCAAAAGUUAUUGUCACGUGACCCACAACGACUUACGGUAGACUGCUUCGUCCUCGCUUUUGAGGAGCCGCAAUUAUACCAUGACGAAGCAACUUUUGUUGUGUUGUGACCAGUGAUGACGUGUAUGUUGUACUCGAUACUUUGCUGCAACUUUCACGUACUCAUAUGCACUGAAACGGUCAGUCAGCAGUUCUAUUUUAACACAAUGGAUGUCACUUUCCGAAAUGCUUCUGUACAUAAAACUAUUUGUCCUGAUGUUUUUUUUUUUGGAAAGCCGCACGCGGUGCUAGCGGUUUUCGGCUAUGUAAAGCCAGCAAAGGAGAUUUACAUGCAUUCCUUCAAAUUUGCAUAGUUUGUCGAGUCCACGGCUUGCAGACAGUGCACGUGAACAAGCCCCCCGCUUUGACUUAACGCUAACGUUUGCAUUGAGCGACGUCUAUUAGCAGGCCCGCCCUGCUGACUGCCUGUCAACAUCGUUUUAUAUUACCCUUGAGAUCACAGAUGAAAGCUUCCCUAGACCUUUGUCACCGGUGACUUUUGUACACUGCCAAUUGCAAGCCGCCUCACAAAAAGAGUCGGCAGCUUUCCUUCCACUAUGUCGACCGCAUUGGCACAAUAUGUCAGUGUUAUAAAAAAAACAAGCCUAACAUUUCAUAUCAGUGUGAAAGGUAUAUAUUUUUUUCUUGGCUGCCAUUCUUUCUGUAACCGUUUGCCAUUCUAACAUUGCUUGAAUGAAACUAGCGUUCAAUGCGAAUGGUCGGUGUGUCCCUUGUUCCUUCGUAACUACCACUUAAUUUUAUUUGAGACCCAGCCAAGCUUGGGCUCUUGUAAUGCCAUACAGAGUGUGUUUAGGACUACGCUUAAUACGUGUGCUGUGAGCUGUUGCUUGACAUUCCGAAUGCUGGAUGCGUGGUAAAAAAAAAAAAAAAAGGGUGUGCUUGCUUUCGUUUAGUUUAUUGUUUUGCUUUUUUUUACGAACAGAGAACGUUGCCGUAUCAGUCUGUUUCAAUUGUUUGUUUGUUAAGUGGUGAGUCGUGUCGGCUUAGCACGUUGUGCAUUUGUGGAGCGCUGUUCUUUACAGCCUAAGAUUGAGUGAAGCGUGUGCCUGUGCGUGCGUUGUGAUUGUACAUAUUAAAUGUUAUCAAAGCUAUCGGAGAACAAAGAAGAGUACGUGUCAUCACGUGUUUUUUCUUGAAAGAGAAGAAAUGUACGUGUGUAUUGAUGUGUACAAUAAAUCUAUUGUGUGAAAAUAAA